Dreissena polymorpha is the source of this 13748-nucleotide messenger RNA. RefSeq names its product titin-like. Lineage: Eukaryota; Metazoa; Mollusca; Bivalvia; Myida; Dreissenidae. Gene Ontology annotation, biological process: protein phosphorylation. The record is from RefSeq and is a predicted model, not a curated record. Gene Ontology annotation, molecular function: protein kinase activity; ATP binding; protein binding. The transcript has 72 exons. The coding region runs from base 319 to 12042 and encodes 3907 amino acids.
GGCAACAUCAGAAACGUUGGUUGAUAAAAUAUAUUGCUUGUUUUAAUGUUUUCUUGCGGAUUGUUGGAUAUAUAAUAAGUUUUAAUUUAUACUUAUGUUUUCUUAUUUCAUUAAGUAUUUAAUCAUAUUAAACUUUCUAAGGCAGCGUGCUGUGCUCUUGUUUUUAACUGGAAUUAUUGAUUAGAUCGUCAUUAAAAGACUUGGGGCAACAGUGAUACAAACAGCGAGGAAUGCAGGCAGAAUAACAACACACCGUCUGAGACGUUAGAUACAUCAGAAACACCACUGGUCGCUGAGGAUAAAGAUAUCAGUACAACCAUGCCUGAAAGACGCAAGAUGAAGUCCCCCAGUCCAAAGAUGACGAGCACCCCAAAGAUGAAACGGAAAGAAACAGGGUCAGACUCCACUACCGAUGACAUUCAGAAAAGACUGCGAUUUAGUGAAAGCAUGUCUCCUAAGAAAGAGUUUACAUCUGCAGACUCGGUGGACUUAAAGGCAGAAUACAAUGACGGCACAACUCGGCCCAUCUUCAAGAAACGACUUAAGAGCUUCAGUGCCAACACUGGGGAGAUGGCGCAGCUGGAAUGCACAGUUUCUGGUUCCCCUUUGCCUAAGGUGCUCUGGUUGAAGAACAACCGGCCUCUUAAGGCUAGCGACGGAUGCAAAGUUAUCGUCGACGAGGGCACGAAUAUCCUCGUGUUCCCGUCCGCACGUGACGAAGACGUGGGCACGUACACUGCACGUGCAAUGAAUGUGAAUGGCUCCAUCAUGUGUUCGGCGGAAUUCACUCUCAAUGAUGGCACCUCACUGCCCGCCAUGCCGAUCACGGACGGUCCGAUGGACAUGGACUUCACAACGCCUGCCUACUUCUUCCAGAUGUCCAGCUGCGAGGUAGCGGAGGGCCGCCUCGCCAGGUUCGACUGCCGCGUGGUGGCCUACCCCAGACCGGAAAUCGUCUGGAUGCGAGACGGCAAAGUGAUUGACACCAGCGACAGAUUCAAGCUCCUUAACUUUAACAACGAGAUCUACUCGCUCCUCAUUCAGGACGUGAAACUGGGAGAUACGGGCCGCUACACGUGCUGGGCACGCAACAAGUUCGGGGAGGCCAUGACGGAGGCGUACCUGAAUGUGAUCAGCCUAACAGAUGACAAAGACGAGGGGGAUAUCGCGCCGAAAUUUCUGACUCGGUUUUACGAUCAGCAGACGACAGAAGGGACCGCCACGGAAUUUCAGUGCCUGGUUACCGGCCGCCCGGCGCCAGAUGUCGCUUGGCUGCAUAACGAUAGCGAGAUUGCCGCUGGUGCCGAGAUCCGAACGAGACGCCAAGAUGGCCUCCUUAAAUUGGAGAUUAAGAAGCCUCGUUUGGAACAUUCUGGAACGUUCACUUGUCAGUUGACGAACCCACUGGGCGAGGCGGCGUGCAGCGCCAAAUUGACGGUGGUGGAGGACAAACUGCGCGGGAAAAUGUUGCCCAAGUUCUUGCGCAAGUUCGAUCACGUGACCGCCAAGGAGGGGGAGGAAGUGACUUUUACCAGCGUCAUCGUCGGCGAGCCCACACCUGAUGUCACGUGGCUUUUCGAUCAUAGGGAAAUCAGUGAGUCCAACCGUCGGUUCGUGAUCCGUCGUGAAGGCGACGCGUACACGCUGACCAUCAAGCACGCGCGCUUUGACGACGCCGGCAAGAUCACGUGCAAGGCUAGCAACGAGGAGGGGGAAGUGUACUGCAGCGCCAACCUUCUCGUGCGCGAGAGCGUCUUUACGCGGGACGCAGAUGAACUGGGAAUCAAGGGACUGGACGAGACGGACUCGCGUUUUGGCUACGUGCCAACGUUUACCAAGCGUCUCCAUGACGUGGAGGCCAAGGAGGGUUCACGAGCCACUUUCGAGUGUCGCGUGAUGGGAAUUCCCGACCCGGAGAUCUGCUGGAUGAAGGAUGGACGGGUGAUAAGCCCCGGCGGCCGGUUCCACAUGUCGAAUGAGGGCGGCACGUGCCACCUCGUCAUCGAUGACGUCAUGUCACAGGACGCCGGCGUGUACACGUGCAUCAUCUCCAACAACCAGGGAAAGUCGUCCUCGACAGCGGCCCUGAAACUGAACGAAAAAGAAAAGAAAGAAAGAGCUACCCCAGAAACGUCGCUGAAAGACGGUAUUAGCACCGACAGAGGGCGUCACUCGCCCGACAGACGUCAACAGCAAAAGGAGAUUACGCCCACGCGCUCUCGUUUCCUUGACGACGUGACGUCAAAGCGCGCGUAUCCGGAUAUUGAUACGCCUACGAGCUCUCGUUUCCUUGACGACGUGAAGUCAAAGCGCGCGUAUCCGGAUGAUACGCCUACGCGCUCUCGUUUCCUUGACGACGUGACGUCAAAGCGCGCGUAUCCGGAUAUUGAAAAAUACGAAGCCAAGUCUGGUCUACGCCGACACGAAUCACCGUCGGACCGCAUCGAAAGUCUGCUCGAUACGCGACCUAAGGAGCGCUAUGACAUCCAACAGAGGUCGCCUCAAAGUACCGGAAGUACUAGACAGCCGCCGCUCCAGAGGCAGCGAAGUUUUGAGAGACCGAAGUCCAUGUACGACAGCCCAUAUAGCGAUCUGACGUACACUUCCCCUUAUGAGCGGAAAUAUGAUAGCCGCCCAACAGACGAUAAGCCCAGGUAUCAGAGUCUAGACAGGGCUAGUACGUUUGACAGCAGCCGAAUUUCAUCAAUUACUCCAUACGAGAGUCCUAAAACGAGAGACUCCGCGCUAUUUUCACCUCUUGACGGCGCACGUAACCGAACCCCUGAAAGACAUAGGUUCGAGAGAACGAGCUCGUUCGAAAGUCCGAGGUCAUUGAAGUACGACAGCUUUCAGAGUUACGACGGUUCGGACUUGUACGCGAGUCCCCGACUGAUUGAGACGUACAGGUCUUAUGGUAGCCCAUCAGCACAGAUAACGAGGCUGGACAGAACCCUGACCCUUGAUAGCCCACGCAACAUGACCAGUUUUCUGCUCGAUAGCCCGCGAACCAUGUCCAGUUUGCCCAAGUCCCCGUAUGACCGUUUGCAAACGUACGAACCGUUACUGUCUGAAUCACCUCGAAAUGUAAGCCAUGCUCAGAUUCCUUACGAAACGCCGAGACUGACCUAUGAUAACCUUCGAUUUAGAUUUGACAGCCCCGUUCUGUCUCAAGACGAUACAAGAAGACCCUACGAGCCGCAAAGGCGCUACUCAUUGGGAAGAGCGGACGCUCCAUCGGCGAUUCCCAAACUGCCAUCUGAUAGGCCUACCAUUCUCGAGCAAAAUGAGGAUUCGGUGAAACUCUCUUGGCUCCCGGCGAGGACCUUUGCACUUCCGGAAGAUUCUCGACACGUUUCGUACGUCGUAGAGUCCCGCGAGCUUCCAAGCUUGGAUUGGACCCGGCUUGCCUCCGCUGUACCGGGAACUACAUACACGGCGUACAAUCUGAGACCGGAUAGAGAGUACGAGUUCCGGGUUCGAGCCCAGAACCGACACGGCGUCAGCGAACCUACUUGGUCUGCUGCGGUGGAGAAACGAGUUGAUCGCAAGAGCGCAACGCAAAUCCCGGAAGUACGAGCGCCGCCCCGUCUUCCCACACAGCGACCCGUCGUCACGGACUACGGUGAGGAGACAGUACGGUUGGCAUGGCGUCCGGUGGAGACCUAUCAAACCCAACGAACAUCGCCGGUUUCGUAUAGACUGGAAGCGAAGGAAUUGCCCGGAAAGGACUGGAUGCCAGUUUCGAGCCGCCUUCGUGACACCAGCCACUACCUUUCCGACCUUCCCAGUGAUCGAGACUUCUUGAUCCGAGUCCGGGCGGAGAACGAUUUCGGUAUCAGUGAACCCACGGAACCGCUCUGGCUCCCCAGGGCUAGAGCGUUCCCUGGCGUUCCCGUUUCACGACCAGAGAUUGUUGAUUACGAAGACACGUGGGCGAAACUGUCCUGGACUCGGGUUGAUAUACCUUCCUUCGCAUUGGACGAGGUUCCUUUGACGUACAUGAUUGAGAUGGAGGAACCACCCCAUGACUGGCGAACAAUUGCCAGCGACCUGGACGAUUCGGUCUACAUCGUGGACGGCCUUCGACCCGGUCGGGACUACCGAUUCAGGGUUCGAGCCAGGGGACCCACAGGCACCGUCAGCGAGCCGUCACCUGCAGUGUCUCUGUACAAAGCGCUUGCAAGCAGCCACGCCCCAGUUGACCGCCUCCAAGUGCUAGAAUAUGAACCGGACACCCGCAGCGUGCACCUGUCUUGGUCUCGCGUCACCAUCCCGCCGUAUAGCAGCGACGAGGAGCCGCUUAUGUACAUGAUUGAGUACCAGGAGCCGCCCCUUCCGGACUGGAAACCGUUGGUUACUGGUAUCCCAACCACCGGCUACAGGGUCAGGCACCUGGAUAUGGACAGGGACUAUCGGUUUAGGGUCCGAGCCCUUACACCAUACGGGCUCAGUCAACCGUCACACGAACUUCCGGUUACAAUGAGACAAAAGCCUGCCUAUCACGCUUUGCCGGAAGCAGUCGUCAUUUCUGACGUGGAGUCUGACUCUCUCCGGUUGUCCUGGCGACGCCCACUGGACGACCUGUCUCGCCCAAUCAGCUACCAGAUCGAGAUGCGCGAGUCGCCAUUCGGCCAAUGGGCGCCAAUAGCAACACGGGUCACGGACACGACGUACAGGGUCACCGGAUUGCGGCCGACCCACGACUACCAGUUCCGUGUGAUACCCCAGGCGGACACCGGCUACCUUGAACCGUCAGUGACCGCGUCGCUAACCGCGCUACCAGUGAGACCAAGGUGGCCGAUUGAAGAACCACAACUAAGGGAGGUGACUCCUCAGUCAGCAAUGUUGUCAUGGAAACCAGCGGAGCUUCCGGCAUACCAGCGCAUGCACACUCCGAUUCACUACAGCGUGGAGAUGGCGGAACUUCCGUCGUCAAAAUGGGUGCCACUGGCUAAAAGAGUGCCCGAUACCUCCUUCCAUGUUACAGGCCUGAGACCCGACCGAGACUAUAAGUUCCGGGUCAUGGCGGAAACAGAGCCGGGGUUCAGCUCUACCAGUAUGCCAACAACUCUGUACAGGAGACCAGUCCCUCGUUUCUCGACUAAAGAGCCGAUAAUCAACGAGCUCAGCCAGAGCGCCGUCAGCCUGUCUUGGCUCCCGGCCGAGGGAGGUCUGGAUGUACUGUACGAGGUGGAGAUGCAGUCGCCGCCCGGUAUUGCCGCCUGGCGGACCCUGUACCGAGACCACCGGACCCCCAACGUGCGUCUAUCGGACCUGCGGGCGGACCUGGACUAUCUUGUCCGCGUUCGUGCCUACGCAGAAUCGUACCAGAGCGAACCCACACUGCCCGUGUACAUCCCACGAAGGGCAGCCCCGCCCCGCCUACCCAUCGAGGAGCCGUACGCCGUCUCGAUAGGCGCCGACUACGUGAAGCUGCAGUGGCGUUCGGCGGACCUGCCCUCUCAUAUCCUGGACUACGCGCCAGUCACGUACCGGAUCGAGUCUCAGGAGGCGCCGAGCUCGAGCUGGGCCGUGGUGGCCCGCGGAAUCACACACACAGAUUUCAAGGUGACGGGUCUGAGCCCACAGAAGGAGUACUCUUUCCGGGUGCGGGCCGAGAAUGACUAUGGCGUCAGCGACUCUACCCGGACCAUGGUGGUGAAGAGAAGAUCUAUCGCGCCUAUUCUGCCGUCGGAGCAGCCUCUGAUCUACGAUAUCGUGCCCGGCUCGGUGCGUCUGUCCUGGAGGCCAGCGUCACUGCCGUCUUACGUGACGUCAACGUCGCCUAUCACGUACACGUUGUACAUACAGGAGCACCCGUUCACGUCAUGGCGACCGCUGGUCAAAGGCGUUCCGCACACGUCAUACCACGUAACCGGCCUUAAUCCCGACCGAGAAUACAACUUCCGGGUACAGGCGGAGAACGAAUACGGAAGUAGCAAGCCAACGGAGCAUGCCCGUCUGCUGAAGUAUGAAGUCGAAAAGACUCAGGAGCGGAAAGACCUUUGGCGCCCAGUUUCGGUCCCUGAAAUAUCUGAUUUUGACGAGGAAUUUACUUCAAUGAAUCUAAGAUGGCGCCCAACUCCGGUUCUAAAUUUCGAUCAGCGCCAACUACCAGGGCGGUACACCGUUGAGAAAUGGGAACCAAUCCGAGCCGAAUGGAAACCAAUUGCUCGGGGAAUUCCGGACACUACGUACCGCGUGCGCGAUCUUCCGAAAGUUCCCGACCACGUGUUCCGUGUCCGAAUGGAUACGGAACUUCCCGAUCUUGGAGAACCUUCCCUGCCAGUUUCUUUCAGCCGCUAUCGAGGUAAGCCCCACAUGCCCAUAUACCGACCGCAGCUGUACGAGGUGACCGGGGAUUCCGUGAAGUUGUCAUGGCAACCCGUGCACGUCCCCGAGGGGGCGUCCAGAAUCAGUAUCCGUUACAUCGUGGAGCAGCGUGAGAUACCGGAACCUCGCUGGAUCACUGUGGCCUCUGACGUCAUCGAAACUAGCUACAAGGUGCGCGGCCUCAACCCUCGGUCCGACUACGAGUUCAGAGUCAAGGCCAUCAUGGACGGCGUGACGUCAGAUCCGUCUUUCUCCGUGCCGCUGUUCAGGAGAGCUGAGAUACCUAGGGUGAAGUUCGACUCGCCCGAGGUGUACGAUAUGGACGACACGUCGCUGUCGCUCCGAUGGAAGACCGUGGACGUUCCCGCGUUCACCUACGACGAGGAGCCUCUAUUGUUCAUAAUUGAGCGCCAGAUACUGCCCAGCUAUGAGUGGGAACCCGUCGUGACCAACAUCUCCGACCGCAGCUACAUCGUCCGCGACCUCUUGCCAUACCGGGACUACAACUUCCGGGUGCGCGGCGUUCACCCGUCCGGCUACACGGCGCCGUCGCCGGCGGUGCCGGUAUAUCGCCGCCCAAUUCGUCCGUCCGUCCCCGUCGCGUACCCGGAAAUUUGGGAAGAGAACCAACACACCGCGAGACUUCGAUGGCAGCGAGCUUACAUCCCAAAGUACUACUCUAACAAAAACAUACCAUACAGAGUGGAAAUGCAGGAAGUAGACUCACAGAGUUCCGAAUGGCGUCCGGUGGCGUCUGACGUCAUAACUCGUGACGUCACGAUCCCCAAUAUGACGCCCGGAAAAGACUACAACUUCCGUAUCCGGGCUCAGCUGGAGAAUGGGGACCUUGGAGAGCCUUCAUUGCCAAUACAGUACAACAGGAGCAGAGGACUGGCGCCGCGACAUAACCUGGACGAAUACAAGCCAGUGCAGUACGAGGCAGUGUUCCUUAGCAACAGACCGUACUUGGACCACCUCUGCAAAUACGUUCCACCGCGCAUGCCUAUUGAGAAGCCGGACAUGAUUACCAUGGGAAUGGAUAACGUUGAACUGACAUGGAAACCUGCUAGAGUACCCGAUGUAAUCAAAAACACGUGCAAUCUGACGUACACCAUUGAGGUUCGAUGCCCGCCGUCUUUCGAGUGGCGCGAAUUGGCCUCAGGGCUCAAGGUCUGCUUCCACCACGUGACCGACCUUAACCCUCGGGUCGACUACAUCUUCAGGGUUCGAGCCUGGAACGAGUACGGUUGCUCAGAGCCCAGUCUACCAGUAUCGCUGUACCGACCCUACGACGCCAAUCGUGAUGAGCUGGAUGACGAAGAGUUUGAGAGGGAGUGGGAGGCAAGGUUUGGACACAAAGAGGGUGUAAUCGACCAGAAAGUGCCCCCUAAACUACCGAUGGACACACCCCGGAUCGUGACCCAGUCUGCGGACACACUCUGGUUCACUUGGCACCCGGCUCGAAUCCCGGCCUACGCCACGCAGACACAGAUAACGUACACGAUCGAGAUCAAGGAACCGCCGUCGAACCAAUGGAAACGCGACGUCACAGGCCUGCUCGACUGCCAGUACAUCAGGGAGGGGCUCGACCCGAACAAGGAAUACCAUAUCCGGGUGCGCGCCGAGACUGAGUUCGGACCCAGCGAUCCCACGCUGCCUAUCAUCUUGAAAGGAAAAGGUUCUCGCCCGAGUUCUCGCGUGGCCAGUUCUGAACGAGACGAGAUUCGCGACUCGAGACGAGAGCUGUCAUAUAUGGACAACAUCGCAUCUGGAGUGCCACCACGCAUGGCAUCAACUCGACCAAUCAGCGCCAAUGUGGGCCCGGACAGGCUGACCUUGACCUGGUCCGCCUGCAGGUUGCCACCCUACGUGAAAUCCACUGGUGCCACGUACAUCAUCGAGAAGCGCGAGCCGCCGGGUCACGUCUGGAGCAUCCUUGCGAAGGACGUCACUUGCACAAAGUACGAGAUCACGGGCUUAAACCCCGAGCAAGACUACAUGUUCCGCGUUCGGGCUCGCAACGAAUAUGGCGUCAGUGAGGCGACACUUCCGGUGACCUUGUACCGGGAAAGAGACGAUUACGUUCCACAGCGCCGUCGCAGUCGCUCGGGAUCAAGGGACAGUCUCAACGCCAUGUUAGCGUACCGUCUUGGACGUAGGAGCGCGUCGUUUGAUUACGGCAGCGUCGCAAGAAGCGGAAGCGGAAGUGAUGAUAGGAGCUCCACCGAGAGAAUGCCCGAAAAGCCCGAGAUUAUGACGACCGUCGACACCCAGUACGGUGUACAGGGGAAGAAGGGUCAGAUCGCGCUGCAGGUGAGGGGCUAUCCCCUCCCCAAGAUCCGCUGGUACAAGGGGGAAGAGAAGGUCGAGAACGGCGACACAUACAACGUCAUCGUUUCGUCGAAAGGGGACAUCAUAUUGGAGAUUAAGGCGGUGAAUGCGGGCACCGUGGGGCAGUACAAGUGCUACGCGGAGAACAACAGCGGCAGCGCGGUCAAGGUCGUCUAUUUCGAACUAGCAGAACAACCGACCGUCCUAAGAACCAUACAAGACCAAGUGGUCCAAAAAGACAGUCCGGUCAUUCUGGCCUGCAAAAUCGACGGCUUUCCCGCCCCGACCGUGAAAUGGUUGAAAGACUGGCGCCCCCUUUCGGAAUCUGCGCACGUGAAGCUCUUGAACAUUUCGUCUGAGAUCUACCAGCUCGAGAUCAUGAACACCCUGGAUUCCGACAGCGGCCUGUACGCAUGCGUGGUGGAAAAUUGCGCUGGAAAGGCUACGGUUACCGGUCGCCUCACUGUGGAAGCUGACGUCGUCCAGGGAUUCGAAGACGUUAACAUACGCUCUACGCCUUUUGAAGAAAAGUACCACGUUCUAGAGGAAAUCGGAAGAGGGCGGUACGGCGUGGUACGGCGGGUCGUGGAGAUGGCGACGGGGCGCACCUACGCGGCGCACUUCCGGUCGCUGCGCAACAAGGCCCAGAAGAACUUCUUUAUGACUGAGUUCGAGAUUCUACGGGCGCUCGCACGAACAGACGGCGUUCUGAGAAUUCACGACGCUUUCGAGACCGACCGAACGCUGAUUUUCGUCACGGAAGUUUUGACAUCAUGUGACCUCAUGGAAACGUUGGUAGCCGAUGGCAACUGGACGGAGGCAAAGGUCGCAGAGACUGUCAGAAAGCUUCUGUACAUUAUGCGGGACCUGGAAUACCGGAGAAUAUUGCACCUCAAUAUUAAGCCCAGCAACAUUCGUGUGUGCGGAGAUCAGUUAAAACUGUCCGGUUUCGGCCUUUCGCGAAUACUUAUACCAGAGGACGAAGAGGUUACACACAACUAUGGAAGCGUAGGCUACGCCUCACCGGAACAGGUCACGAACAGCGCCCUCUCGAGUCGUACAGACGUCUGGUACAUCGGUGUGCUGGUGUACAUAAUAUUGUACGGCAGCAGCCCCUUCCGGGGCGCCUCGGAGACGGAAGUGUUGCAGAGGGUGUCGGAUGGCGUCUGGAGCGUAGAGGACGCCGACUUCGAGGGGUUUUCCAAGGAGGCCGUAGACUUCAUCCGAAGACUUCUCGUGAAGGAACCAGCCGGCCGGAUGUCGGUCGAGGAGUGCUUGAACCACCCCUGGCUGGGAACCAAGAGUGAGACGCCGCUGAAAAUGGACAAGAUCCGGAAAUUCCAUAAUGCAGAACGUCUUAAGAGGGAGGCGCAGAAGACGUAUUCAAGCGUCCAACUGCAAAGCUUCUCGAAGAUCCUGCACGGCACGCGCGCCCUCUACCAGCCCGCAGUUGACAUCGAGUCCGGAGAGAUUUUCUUCCCCGAUUCGGACGAGUACGGAAACUACCUGGACGAAGAUGCCUGGUACGAAUGGCAGCUCCAGUACCUGGACGAUCCCGACAGUCAGAUUUUCGACAUCAAGGACAGGGCAUUCACGGUCCGAGAGAGCAGGCAUGCCGGGGCGCCCAAAACUACGUCAGGCGCACCCGAGGAGGUCGACACCGGUUCCGGCGUGAUGUUCCGCGAGAAGAUUCAGACAAUGAGCUUCUGGCCGGGUGUGGAUGCCGUGCUCUCGUGCACGGUCGGGUGGAACGAGGCGGGCGGCGAGCCGGUGAUUACGUGGUAUAGGGACGAGACGCUGCUCACGGACGCCUACAGGGCUGACCCGAGUUUCGACCCUGAGACGGGUGUUGCCAUGUUGACCAUUAUCAGCCCCAAGGAUUACGACACGGCGGUGUACAAGUGUGUGGCGAGGACCAAGCUGGGGCGCGUGUCCUGUCAGGCCAAACUGUUACUCGGAGACUAUCCAUCCAAUCCUGGCAGACCCCUCGUGACGGCCGUGUCCGGAAGUGAGGCCCUGCUGACCUGGUCCCCACCUUCGACCGACGGAAACUCGUACCUGCUGGGCUACAGAGUCGACUAUCGGAAACACGGCGAGAAGAAGUGGACGCAGGGACCCUACGUCACGGAGGAGUACGCCCGGAUAUCCGGUCUGUCGGCCGAGUCCAAGUACGUGUUCCGGGUGUCGUGCCACAACCAGUAUGGACAGAGUCCAUUCAGUAUGGCCUCCUUAGAGGCAGAGACGCUCGCUGCGGACGCGCCAACCGUGACGGUGUUCGGCGACCUACUUCCAUUCAUGCAGUUCACGAGCUUCGACAAGAACCAAUUGACACUGCCGGCCCAGAGCCGCCGCGCGUCUCUGGCGCCGGAAGUCGCCGUCGAAGUCACGGAAGGGAGCCCGGAAGAGAGAUACACCGUUUUCGAAAAGAUAGCGAGCGGUACAUAUGGCGACUGCAAGAUUUCCGUCAACAAAGAAACGAAGAAGCAUUACAUGACAAAAGUCGUACCAUAUAACAAGGAUGAGCACGCCAGAAUCACGCAUGAGUUCGAAAUCCUACGUCACCUGAGUCACGCCAACGUGAUCGCCGUCGCCGAUGCGUUUGUCGACGGCGCUUCGUUCCACGUGAUGUACGAGAAUCUCUGCGGCAUGAACAUCGUCCAGUACCUCAGCCUGCACAAGUCCUACAAAGAGGAACUGGUCGCAAAGAUCGUACGACAGGUGCUCGACGCGCUGCAGUAUCUGCAGUUUUUUGGUAUAGUGCAUCUUAAUCUACAGCCUAGCAGCAUUGUCAUGGCAACGCGCCGGUGUCCGUUUGUGAAGAUUCAGGACUUUCGUUUGGCCUCGAGACUGGUCGCGGGUGAAGGCAAGCGCGUACCAAAACAAGGGUAUCCGGAUUUUGUCGCCCCUGAAGUGCUAAAGGGGGACCCGAUUGGUCUCACUACAGAUGUAUGGACGCUUGGCGCUGUUACAUUUACAUUGUUGAGCGGUUUGUCCCCUUACGGCGGCAAGGAUCUCGAAGAGACGCUGAGUCGUAUCUUGUUCGACAGGUACGAUAAACGAGACCUGUACGAAAACGUGACGAGCGAGAGCAUAAAGUUCGUCACGGCGCUGAUGAGGAGAGUGCCCAAGAACCGCCCAGUGGUCAGCAGAUGCCUGGACUCCCAGUGGCUGCAGUUCUCUGACAGCAUGGUGACGUCGCGUAGCUCCCGGGUGUUCAAGACCGACCGCCUGCGCGCGUUUGACGAGUGCUAUCAGCGGCUACGGGCCGAUCCGGCAUACCGCGUAGAUACGGUCGACAUUGACACUCUUCCUAAGCCAAACGAAGAAGAAAUCGCAGGGCAGGUGAAAUAUAUGGACGAUGCCUUGAUGUUUUGCUAGUGGGUAUGAUUAGCUGGUAGAAUGAACACCGAACCAACACCAAGUUAUCUGGUACGAUCAACACCAAACCAACACCAAGUUAUCUGGUACGAUCAACACCAAACCAACACCAAGUUAUCUGGUACGAUCAACACCAAACCAACACCAUGUUACACGUUAGUGUCAACACAAGACCAAAAUCGUAUUAGCAGUUUGAAAUACGUGCAUUGGAGAUGAGGCAUGGGAGCACUUUGUGGAAAUAUUCAUACAUAGAGCCUGACUAUCUAAGGCGGAAGGACAUUGCUUUGAAUAACGUGUAGUUAGUUAUCAUAUAUAACGUAUACUGUAAGGUACACUGAAAUACUCUUGUGGAUAGAAUUUGUGUAAAUAACGACCUAAAUUGAAUAAAGGGUAUAUGGUUAUAAUAUAUUAAAUUAAGCACAAAUGCUUUGUCAUAUGUGUAGAUGUCAAUAAUAUACAACAUUAACGGACAAAAUGCUUUAAUUUCGUGUAGAUUAUUAUGAUAUAUUUUCUGGAAAGGAAAACACUUUGAACUAAUUUAUAUGAUCUGUUCAAGUAAAAUAUAGUGUGAUCCAAUAGUAUGUAAGUCAUCAAGCAUUCGUGUAUAAAAUGUGUAUAUAAUUAAAUUGUAAAUGUAUUUUAAUCAAAUAAAGUACUCGUGUGUAUUACAUGUAACGUUGUCCCUAGUUAGUAAACCUUACACAUAUAUGUACAUUUGUAUAAGUAGUUUGCACAAUGGUUUUAUCAUGAACACGUAUCAACUACAUUUUAUUAUUGCACAAAUAAUUAUUUUCUUGUCUUCAAUCCACACAGAGCUCAAUCAGAAGUCUAUUUUAAUCUAUUUUCUUCAAAAGAAAUUGAAUCUUUUAUUUCGCGGUAUAUAACUAAGGUGUCAUAUUCCCAUAAUUUCCGUUAAAGAUCGUCAGCAUAUUGGUUGCGGGAAUAUAAAUGAAGUGCAUCCAUGUUUGGACACAAUUUUUGUUAUACAAUAUGUACUAUUCACGAGCACAAUGAACGAUAUUAUGACGUAAUUAUGUCACAUGAUCACUAAAUAUAUCAAUCUGUGUUUUUCAUUGCCUGUAUGUCAGAUAAUAACACACACAUAUAUAUAGGACCUAUAUUUCACAAAGUUACGUUUAGUAUUUGAUCUUUAUAGAGAUACAUUCAGGUACUUUAUAACAUGAAUGUAUGUUUUAUAUAUAUGCAUGUUUUGUUAAAUUACUGUAAUAGUCAAAGUUAUAUUUACACUCAAUAAUAAUUAUUAUAAUCUGGUUGGUAAAUUAUACUACAUCUAUCUAUCUAUCGUAGUUUGUUGAGCUUUGUAUACAGUAUUGUUACGCGAUGCUAAGUUUAUUUUUUGCUUUUACUUAUAUGUUAAUAUUUUUUACAAGAAAAUAUUAGUUUAGUUUUUGAAGUUAUCAUUUAUGUAUACACACAAUUAUUGAUCGUUACCCAUUUAACCAUCAUUCUAGCGAAACUGUAAAAGUUGUUUGAAGUAAGUAUAUACUUUGUACAAAAAUAUCUUGCCUUAGUGUUAUCCUAUGUUUACAUGAUAAGUAACUCCGUGUGUUAUAGUUUUAUAUUCAAAAGUGUUGGUAGCAUUUAUUUUUUACUUGAAAUAAUAAGAGCGUGUAUACUGUAUUAAGUGUUUGAAGUGGCUGGCGUUUUAUGUUUUGUUUCGUUUAGAACCUUAUUAAACCGUAUAU